Molecule: messenger RNA, 2179 nt
Organism: Pogonomyrmex barbatus (red harvester ant)
Lineage: Eukaryota; Metazoa; Arthropoda; Insecta; Hymenoptera; Formicidae
Gene: Pdk
Product: pyruvate dehydrogenase kinase
Biological process (GO): protein phosphorylation; regulation of glucose metabolic process
Cellular component (GO): mitochondrion
Molecular function (GO): pyruvate dehydrogenase (acetyl-transferring) kinase activity
Source: RefSeq, a predicted model, not a curated record
AUCCCGCAUAUACCGCACCGCGCUCCGCGAUACUCAUAGCACUCGUUGACGCGAAUCCUCCAACGAUUGUGUUCCGACGCGACCGGCGGUGCCUCACCUCGUGUAUCUUUUCAUAUCGGAGUCUGUCGCUCGGUAGAAAAAAAAACGUGAGAGGCGCACAACGUUCCUUUUGCCGAUCGUCCACGUCCAACGGCAGCAGCCAAUUUGAGAAGCCGAAGUUUCCUUCCCCGGGUCUCCCAACACGCGCAGACGGACCGGGCACAUUGGGUUUUUAAUGUGUAACAAAACGUCACGGGAUGAAGCUCACACGGAACUGCCUAGGCAACAUCAACAAGAUGUUGGACUUCUAUUCGCAAUUCAACCCCUCGCCGCUCUCGAUAAAACAGUUCAUCGAUUUCGGUCUAAGCGCCUGUGAAAGGAAGUCCUUCAUAUUCCUGAGGAAGGAAUUGCCGGUACGACUCGCCAAUAUUAUGAAGGAGAUUCACUUACUGCCGGAAAAUCUGCUAAAGAUGCCUAGUGUGGGUAUUGUGAAUAAUUUGUACGCCACCUCCUUCGAGGAAAUCCUACACUUUGAGAAAGUCGAUGUCAACGAGACCACUUUAGACAAAUUUUGCCAAGCUCUGAUAAAGAUACGGAACAGACAUACCGACGUCGUUCAGACAAUGGCACAAGGUGUUUUGGAGCUGAAAGAGUCUCACGACGUGGAUGUUCAAACUGAGAACAGCAUUCAGUAUUUCCUGGACAGAUUUUUCAUGUCCCGCAUUUCGAUUCGUAUGCUGAUCAAUCAACAUACGCUCCUUUUCGGUGGGCAAUUGAACGGGCACAGUAGACACGUAGGAUGUAUAGAUCCGUCCUGUGACGUGAUCGGCGUCAUUAAGGACGCUUAUGAGAACGCACGGUUUUUAUGCGAUCAAUAUUAUUUGGCUAGUCCGGAAUUGAAAGUUAAACAGCAUAACGAGCUUGAACGCAGUAGUGAAAUUAGGAUUAUUUAUGUGCCGAGCCAUUUGUACCAUAUGCUCUUCGAACUCUUCAAGAACAGCAUGAGAGCCGUGAUGGAGCAUCAUGGAACUGACUCGGACAAUUAUCCACCGCUUGAAGUUUUGUUAGUGCGCGGUAAAGAAGAUAUUUGCGUAAAGAUAUCUGAUAGAGGUGGCGGCAUUCCUCGUUCAGAAACGGACCAUUUGUUUAAAUAUAUGUACAGCACCGCUCCACAGCCGAGCAAAUCGGAUGCUCAUACAGUACCGCUUGCAGGAUACGGUUAUGGACUGCCAUUAUCCCGGUUGUAUGCCAGGUAUCUCCAUGGUGACAUCGUAUUGCUCAGCUGCGAAGGUUACGGAACAGAUGCUAUCAUCUAUCUAAAGGCAUUAUCUACCGAGGCGAAUGAAUUGUUACCGAUAUUUAAUAAGUCCUCAUCGAAAUUUUAUCGCACACCGGUACCCACUGCGGAUUGGAGCAGUCAGUGUGGUGGUGGGAUGGCGACGAGGCAGCUUAGUAUGAGUCAUGCUCAAGGCCACAGGCUGCCACAUGGGAUGGAGAUCACUCAUUUAUAGCAGAGCGCGAUCGAUGCGGAUCAGAAAACUAUUGGGGAACUCAAGAAGAUUUUCUGUUCGCAUGUUGAAAAGGAUACUUUAAUAGGAAAGCAAGAUCUGCAUUCAAAACAAGGGCAAAUAUUGACGGAGUAUACUCUACAAAUACAACUAAUUAUAUUGCAGAUGAGAUAUUACACGUAUUGGCCAAAGACAAUAUUGAUAAUCUCUUCCUUGUGCCGUAAUUGCAUUACAUAUCAAAUCAAUUAUACAGAUUUGAUAAUCGAGGCUUUUGUUUUUCAUCGACACAAGCAAAGAACAUCAGAUUACCUACUAUAUAUUUUAACAAAAACAUUAUCACAGGGUUUACGGUUAAUAUUAAAAAAAAGGAGAGAAUUUUUUGACAAAUCUUGAAAUAACAUUACUAUUUGUUUUAUAAUAAAGCAUUGCAUCCAAAUAAUUGGAUUACGUUUAUAUUAGGCUUUCUAUAAGCAUAUUUGAUUUAAAAAUGUUGAUUAAUGUUGAUUAAUGUUGAUUAUUACAGACAAUAUCAGCAUUUGAAUCUGAAAAAGCAUUUUUUGUUAUAUUGUAGCAAUGUCGAAAUAUAUCCUGGACGGCGUUCUAUAUUUGAAAAAAUAUAGUUUUCAUUUAUA